AUGCUCCCUGCCGGAACACCCCCUUCCAUAAGAAAAAUCAGCGAGAAACAUGAUCGAGUGUUCGCGACCGGUUGCUUAAAUCCUGAAGAGUCUGCGAAGCAGCCUCGUGCAAACGCGGCCUUCGUGGUUCUAGCCCGAAAUAAAGAGCUUGAUGGAGUGAUACAAUCAAUCAAGAGCAUCGAGCGACAUUUCAAUCGAUGGUUCCACUAUCCUUAUGUGUUUUUGAAUGACGGAGAUUUCGAACAGAGCUUCAAAGACACCAUAACAAACUACACAAGCGCUCCUGUGGAGUUUGGAAAGAUCGAUGCGACUAUGUGGGGAUAUCCGGACUGGGUCGAUCAUGAGGUUGCAAGAGAAGGAAUCCGAAAACAAGGAGAUGCAGCAAUCAUGUACGGUGGAAUGGAGAGCUAUCACCACAUGUGCCGUUUUUAUUCGGGCUUCUUUUACAAGCAUGAACUCCUGCAGAAGUAUGAGUGGUAUUGGCGUCUCGAACCCGAAAUCAAGUAUUUCUGCGACAUCACAUACGAUCCGUUCAUCGAGAUGGCCAGGUCAAACAAGACUUAUGGCUUCACCAUUGCCGUCAAAGAGUUGAAGGAGACCGUGCCAAACAUUUUCCGUUACGCCUCAGCCUACAAACGAAAACACAACCUGAAGUCUACUGGGCUUUGGGAAAUGUUUGUCGAAAAAUCGUCGGACAAAGAAGAUUCAUCAGGAGACAAGAGAGUGAAAACAUUGCCCAAUGAGAUCUUGCAGACCGAACCCGGGCAUCAAAACAUCGAGGACAUCGACCCAGAAGCCAUGGAAGGGGAGAAGUACAAUAUGUGCCAUUUCUGGAGUAAUUUCGAGAUUGCCCGACUGGACUGGUUCCGCAGCAAGGAGUACAACGACUUCUUCGAAAUGAUGGAUCACAGUGGAGGAUUCUGGAUGGAAAGGUGGGGGGAUGCUCCCAUCCACUCUCUCGCAGCUGGGGCCCUCCUGGCGCCUCGUGAUAUUCAUUACUUCCGUGAUUUUGGCUAUCGUCAUACCACAAUCCAGCAUUGCCCUGCGAAUGCACCCGCAAGGCAACUUCCGAGAAUACCCUGGCUUGAAAAAACGACAGAGGAUGAGAAGGAACGCCAGGAGGAAGACGAAUACUGGGCGACCCCGGACCCGGCCAAAGAGAACGGAGUCGGGUGCCGAUGCCGCUGUGACACCGACAUUCGAGACGUCGAAGGAAAAGAAGGCAGCUGUCUUGCCGAGUGGGUGGAAGUUGCCGGCGGUUGGGCUUCACCUUAA
This is a messenger RNA of Capronia epimyces CBS 606.96, 1275 nucleotides long. RefSeq names its product mannosyltransferase. The record is from RefSeq and is a predicted model, not a curated record. The transcript is spliced from 3 exons. Gene Ontology annotation, molecular function: alpha-1,2-mannosyltransferase activity. Bases 1 to 1275 code for a protein of 424 amino acids. Gene Ontology annotation, biological process: protein N-linked glycosylation; cell wall mannoprotein biosynthetic process. Gene Ontology annotation, cellular component: Golgi apparatus; membrane. Lineage: Eukaryota; Fungi; Ascomycota; Eurotiomycetes; Chaetothyriales; Herpotrichiellaceae.